UGGUGGGGAAGUGGUCGAGGAGCCAGUUACUCGCGGGCAUCUCGGUGACUCUGCUUUUCCUUCUGUGGACUCAGUUCAGUAUCGUAGCGAACAUCAAACGGACGUUUUUUCGUGGUCAGCUAGUUUGUAAUUUGAAAAUCCGAACAAAGAAAACGUGCAGAUCAACGAAAUGUUUUUUAAACUGGUAACGUUGGUGCUACCACUGCUAUUAUUACUCAACAAAUCGUCAGCACAAUGUUUGACUGGAAACGACAGUCCAAUGAUAAGCACGGUCACGAGGAAAUCCAUAAUCGACUCGAGAUUCAUUUUCGCCCUUGACACCCUGAAGCAAAUGGCACAGAUCGAGACCCGCGAUAAUAUUUUCUAUAGUCCUUACAGUAUACACCAGGCUCUGACCUUGGCGUACUAUGGUGCUCGAGAUUCUACCGAAACAGCAUUACGGAAAACUUUGCACCUACCCAACGAUUUAUCCAAGCCCGACAUGAUGCGAUUCUAUUCGUUGGAAAAAUCGGGGAAGGACCCUGGUAACCGGAAUUCAUCUAACUAUGAGUAUAACUCAGCAAAUCGAAUAUGGAUAUCGGACACGAGAAAAGUGGAGAAUUGUAUGUUAGACUUAUUCAGCAGUGAGCUGGAAAAAAUUGAUUUCCAUACAAACCCAAGCGCGGUUCGUGAUUAUAUGAACAACUGGGUGAGCAACAUGACUAAAGGGCAUAUUCACGAUCUUUUCUCUGCUGAUAGCAUCACAGCCGAUACCGAUUUAGUGCUGGCUAAUGCGGUGUAUUUCAAAGGACAAUGGCAAAGCCGUUUCGAUCCUGCAAAUUCCGUGAAAGGUCUUUUCCAUACUUCCCAAACACAGCAAUCUAUGGUCACAUUCAUGAAACAAAAGGGGAAUUUCAAUCAUUUUAUCUCCGAAACACUUGCCGCACACAUCCUAGAAUUACCUUAUAAGGGAAACGAAGUCUCAAUGUUCAUCCUGCUUCCACCGUAUCACCGUUCCACCGUCGGCGAUUCUAAGCAAGUAGGAGAACGAGACAGUAUUCGACAGGUCAUAGAACGUAUCUUCAGUGCACCAGAUUUUAUGGAACUUCGUGAGCUUCUUGAUUCCAAAAAUGUACUUCCUCAAGAAGUAGAAAUUUUUCUGCCAAAGUUUACAAUUGAGAAAGAUCUUCCAUUAGCCGUAUUACUUCAUGCUCUUGGAGUAGCGGAAUUAGUAACUCCUGGCAGGGCUAAUCUUCGAGGUUUCGUCGCUGAUGGUGAGAAACCAUUGCACCUAGGUGAUGCUGUCCAUCGUGCACGAAUUGAAGUUACCGAAGAGGGCACCACUGCGGCUGCAGCUACUGCCCUCUUAAGUUUCCGUUCUGGACGACCAUUACAACCGGCACUUUUCAAAGCAGAUCAUCCAUUCCUCUACUUUAUCUAUGAGAAACCAACACGUACUAUUUUGUUCUGUGGAAUUUAUCGUUCUCCUAAUCCACAACAAACUACCGCUGAGACAUCGGCUUAAGACGUUUGGCAAACUAAUAUAAUUAUCGUUGUUGUUUCUCGUUUAUCUUUCAAGUAUCUGGAGCACAGAAUGAACAAGUUUUGCAUGUGUAUAUGUGUUUAACAAGGUUUGUUUGAAUUUUGGGACCAGUAUGAUCGAUUGCUAUUCGCAGAGCAUUAUUGGGAAAUUUGUUAGAAAUUGUUGUUGUAUAAUUUUAUACAAACAAUGAAUAAUACGGAUGAAAUGUAGACUGUUUCGGUUAU
Eufriesea mexicana is the source of this 1746-nucleotide messenger RNA. RefSeq names its product ovalbumin-related protein X. The coding region runs from base 170 to 1504 and encodes 444 amino acids. The record is from RefSeq and is a predicted model, not a curated record. Lineage: Eukaryota; Metazoa; Arthropoda; Insecta; Hymenoptera; Apidae. The transcript has 4 exons. Gene Ontology annotation, molecular function: serine-type endopeptidase inhibitor activity.